UUCAGGGGUAUCGGAGGACGUCAGCUUACUCUCUUCAGAUCGCAGGCGGAUAUCUGAUUCUACAAUGGCAUCAUUUGGAACUUGGGCACCACCCAAUUUCCCAGAAGGAGAGAGUUUUGUUUAUGCUCGGCCACACACACCAACAGAACCACCGCCACCAACAGUAGAGUACUUUACAAGUUCAAAAUCUGCUUCACGUCAGCACAAAAAGCAUCGCACUGGGUCUGCAAAAAACAUUGUGGUUGUUGAGAGUGUUGAUAUACCAGUCAACACUGUACAGCCAACUGGCACUGCACUCUGCUUGAGUGCACUCUGUGCAAUUGCUUUCACUUGUGCACUGGUUUUCCACGGAUUCAUGUUCUAUUACGCACUUGACACUCCCAUGUGGUUUAUGAUGAGCUGGCCAUUUGUCUUGAUACCGCCAAUUAUUUGCAGCAGUAUUUACCUCACAGUCAUAUCAAGAAAAGUAUCUGCAUUACCAAAUCCCACCAUGGUGUACCUGUAUGUAAUAUUCACAAUAACAUAUAUGACAUGGGCAUCAUAUAUCAUUUCUGCAAUAGACAAGGAAGGCAGAUGCAUUGAGGCAUCCCAUUAUUCACUCAUCGUCUCUAUUUUGGCAAUGACUGUUGUUGCCUGUGCCCUCGAAUGGUGGAUGACUGGUUGCAAGAGUAUGCAGCAUGCUGCAACUGACCUGAACUUCACUAUGGCUGUAUAUGGGAAAUAUCCAAUGAAGAGGAAAUUGAUCAUCACGCUGAGAAAUAAUGGGAAGAUUGUCAAGCAAUCUGCAUUUAACUUGGAGAAAUUUAUCAAGAAUUAUGACAUGAACUACAGUGGGCAAUGGAUUCCAGAUAACGUACUGCUCUGCAACAACCCAGUCCACUACUGGAAUGAGAAACACAAGCAUUGUCCCAUGAGAUACCCUGGAGAGUGCUCAGCAGGUGGCUCAGAAUUCAACAACACUUCUUGCCAUUAUGAGAACGAGAAGUUCAAACAAGAUCGCCCCAAGCAGUACAUCGUGCAGUACGUGGCAGAUGGUGUACCACUGAGAGAUGAUGAUGAUGACGAUGACCAGUACGGAAACAAGAAAAUCCGAGAUUACAGUAACGGAGAAUGUGAGACUGAUGACUCAUCAUUCAACAACAAUGUAGGCAAAAAUAAUACCAUUGCCUAAAUGGCAAGAUGAACAGAAAGCAGUCUGCACCCCGAGGAUAACACUGACGGGUCAUUACAUUAAGGGACAUUUAUUAUGCAGAAGACAGGAAUUUAUUACCAAAUGUGUUAAAAAUGUGUAAUUAAGUCAUGUAAAAUCAAAAGUGGUGACUCAUAUAUCUUGCAGAAAGGGCUUCCUGCCGACGAUGUGUGUUUGAAGAGAAUACUGCUUCCAGUAAGUUUUGUGCUGUACGUCUUUAUGGCUGAGACAUUUAUUACUGUUAUAAAUGUGAGUGCAACAUCAAUGUUGCAUAAUGAAAGUUUCUGCAUAACCAAUAUUCCAUAUUACUGACAUUACCUACAAGCCUGCAACGUUUUAACAAGAUCUGUGAGGAGAUAUGUGAGAAGUGGAACACUGCUUUCAAUAAGUCGUGCACUGCAUUUCUUUUUUAUUGGAAACAUUUAUUAUUGUGAUAAGUGUGAGUGCGUCAGUGUUGCAUAAUAAAAGUUUCAGACUAAUGAAUGUUCAGUACUACUUAUAUCUAAAAAUGUGGAAAUGUGGCAAAAGGUUUUCAAGGAGUCAUUUGUGGAGAGGAGUAGUGCUUUGAUAAGUUGUGUGCUGCACUUCUUGACAACUGAAAACAUUUAUUACAGUCAUAAAUGUGAGUGUAACAUCAAUCUUGUGAAAUGAAAGUUUCUGUGAAGUGAAUAUGCUGUAGUAGUGGUAUUGUUUACAAUCCUGGAAA
This is a messenger RNA of Schistocerca cancellata (South American locust), 1895 nucleotides long. RefSeq lists its product as uncharacterized. The transcript has 8 exons. The coding region runs from base 65 to 1171 and encodes 368 amino acids. The record is from RefSeq and is a predicted model, not a curated record. NCBI's taxonomy places the organism in Eukaryota, Metazoa, Arthropoda, Insecta, Orthoptera, Acrididae.